AUGUUAGAUAAAAGAUAAAAGUAGAUUAGUAUGGAUUAAGAUUAUGUUUUAUCAAUAAUAACUAAUUUACAUUCUAACCAUAUUGUUCUGAAUAAAUGCAAAUUUAUAUAAAUAGUAUUACUAAAUAAUAUAGGAAGACAAAAGAAAUUUCAGUUAAGUCUGGCUCAAAUGAUGAUAAUUGCUUCUUUCCAUAAUAAUAGUUAAAUUCUUAGGAAAUACAAAUAAGCAAGCGUAAGGAGAAAUGAAAAAUAAUAAAAUAUUAUUAAAACAUUAACAAAAAAAUUCGCUUAUAAAAACAAAACAUCAUUGUCCAUUUUUAUUUUUCCUCUAUAUUGUUUUGAUCUUAAAAGGUGA
Messenger RNA from Paramecium sonneborni, 354 nucleotides. The record is from the annotation of a GenBank genome assembly. Lineage: Eukaryota; Ciliophora; Oligohymenophorea; Peniculida; Parameciidae.